AUGGCUCCGAAACAGUCGGCAGCAGCGCGAACUGCUGGCAAGCGCCCCGGCCGUCCGUCAACAGGCGGCGUCAAGAAACCGGCGCGGACGUCCAAUGUGCAGCCCGGUGACCCUGUCCCCCAAAGAAAACAGCGCCGCUACCGUCCCGGCACGCUGGCCCUCCGCGAGAUCCGCAAGUACCAGAGCAGUACCGACCUGCUCCUCCUCAAGCUCCCCUUUGCCCGUGUAGUCCGCGAAAUUGCGCUGAGCGUGCGGCCCGUCGACGAGGGCAUGCGGUGGCAGUCGCAAGCCAUCCUCGCGCUGCAAGAAGCCGCCGAGGCCUUCCUGGUCCACCUCUUUGAAGACACCAACCUCUGCGCCAUCCACGCGCGCCGUGUCACCAUCAUGCGCCGCGACAUUUGGCUGGCGCGGAGAAUACGAGGCCUGUGGGGUGCCGGUGGCCAGUACUGA
This is a messenger RNA of Sporothrix brasiliensis 5110, 450 nucleotides long. Its product is annotated as histone H3-like centromeric protein A. The coding region runs from base 1 to 450 and encodes 149 amino acids. The record is from RefSeq and is a predicted model, not a curated record. Lineage: Eukaryota; Fungi; Ascomycota; Sordariomycetes; Ophiostomatales; Ophiostomataceae. Gene Ontology annotation, cellular component: nucleosome. Gene Ontology annotation, molecular function: structural constituent of chromatin; DNA binding; protein heterodimerization activity. The transcript has 3 exons.